This is a messenger RNA of Rotaria sp. Silwood1, 12465 nucleotides long. Lineage: Eukaryota; Metazoa; Rotifera; Eurotatoria; Philodinida; Philodinidae. The record is from the annotation of a GenBank genome assembly.
AUGUAUUAUGAGGAAACUGAAAAUGAAAUGAAUUUUUCACUGGAUUCAUUGAUGAUAAUUCCUGACGGAACACGACGGCAAGAACUGAUUUUUCAAUUAGUUGACCUACUCAAUAGUUUAACAUGUACUUUGAUACCAAAUCAAGAUGAUAUUCUUUUUACUAUAAUUGGUCCAGAUAAACUUUGUUUGCAGCAUCUUGAAGUAACUAGUUCUCUUUCAACAUAUGUCGUCUACCUCAUAAAAAUUCUUGAAUCAUAUCAAGAUGAUGAAAAUCAAUUACAUACACAUAUAACUAAUCAACUUGAUAAACUUCUUGAAGAAAAACAUUUUCGAAUUCAACUUCAUGAUAUUAUAUUCAUAUUGAACUUAGGCAAAACUGAAAUAAAUGAAACAAAUAAUAGAGUUAGGAAAUCUGCGACUCAAAAGAUUCAAUUGAUAUGUGAAUCUAAUCUUAAAAUGAAACAAAGCUUUGAAGUUUAUUUGAAUGAAAAAAAUUUUCAUAUUUCGAUUGAUGAAAUUCCUUCGAUUUAUGCUAUAAUUUUCCAAUAUUUCAAUCCAUUUCUAUUGCCACAUAUAGAUCGUCAACAAUAUAUUUUACGCACAAUCAGCCGUCGAGAAGAUCGAACAACAGAUUAUUUUAUUGAAUGGUUUAAGCAUUUUCUAUGUCAAUCUAAUCCUGAUUGGAUGCAUUAUGAUGAAUUACUUUAUCACUGGACGGAAUGUUUUGUUCAUAAUACAUAUUUGUUCGACGACAUUAUCAAACAAACAGAUAAGCUUAUUGAACUUUGGACAAAAGUUGAGCCUGCUAAUGAUCAACGUUCAGGUUUCUUCGUCGAACAUAUAGAAUUCGAUGAUCGUUUGGAAAAAGAAAUCGUUCAAUCGAUCCAAAUACCAGCUGAUCUAAUGGAUAUUGUUUCAUUUGCUGAAAAACUCAAUCCAUAUGCAAAUGUGUUCAGUUGGCGAGCUUUUCUUCAACAAAGAACAACGAUUCAAGCAGAUACAUCUGCUGUGACAUCAUCUCCUACACAAUUGUUAGGUACGAGUAGUGACAUAUGGAUUACUAGUAGUUCUUUGACAUCAAGAGCAUCACUGGAACCAACUGACGAAGAGCCUGUAAGCAAGACAAGCGAACCGAACAACAACACAUGUGUAGACAUUCUUGGUCUAAGUGUUCAAAUAUUUGAACAAUAUCAUGCCACAUUACAGAACAUUUGCACUUCCAUUAACAAAUUUCCGAUUCAACUUAUUAUUAGUUUCUUUCCCGAUAUUCAACAAGCCAAGUAUGAUAUUGAACUGUUAGAAGAAUUACUUGAUCCUGUUGUGAAAUCACAACUACAUUCAAUUAUUUCGUUUUGGAAAAAUCGUUCUCAGAUAAAUCAUAUUUGUAUGGGUUUUAUAAAUAUUACUGCUCAUGUUUCGGCUACCUGGAAUUUAACAUUCAUAGAUAAGAUUCGUAGUAUUGAUGAGAAUACGUCUGGUGAAGAAUGCACUAUAAUUUAUAAACAAUAUCAAGAUCACAUACAAAAGUUAUGUUCCGAGCGUGUUUGCACACUUGUUUCUUACUAUAGUUCAUCAGAAGAUCUUUUUAAAUUUAUUUAUUCACUUAAAACUGAAGAUGUUUAUAAUAUGCAAGAAGCUGUUAACGAUUGGGAUAAAACAGUGGUUAACACAAAAACAAUCUUUGACUUUACUAUUGUUAAGAAUUUUAUUGAUCGUGCAUAUGCAGACAUGAACACCAAGCGUCAACAGUUGACUAAUACUCCAUUUCAUCUUACAGAUGUCGUUGCUAGCUUUAAUGAAGUGUGGAAAAAUAAUCAAUUUAGUGAUUUACUCAAAUGUUUAGAAUCAUCUGCACUUGGAUUGUCAACAAUCAAACGCGUCUAUUUAGAACUAACUAAUAAGGAAAAAUCGAAACGACAUUAUAUAGCGAAAAUUUUAAAAAAUUCUUCCAUUCAUUUUGUGCGCACUGGUGAUCACGAGAUAAUAUUUGAUGUUCAUGUAGAACAUUCAACUCAAACAGCGACUACGAACGAUGAGAACAAACAAAAACAGGUAAACUUUUCUGAUCUAAGUGAAAUUCGUGAUCGUGUACGGCUGAUGGAAUAUUCAAGUCACUUCAAGAGAAUGAAUGCAUCCGACAUGGAAAAUAAAGCUGAAAACGUGAAUUUAUGUGACUUCAUCCGAUUGGUUGACAUUAUUGAAUCAAGUCUUGAGAUUCUAAACGCUUUGUAUACGGUAGGUCAUCCGUUCAUAUCUACAUUUAUCGAAUCUCGUCAGAUUUUUUCAUGCAUCGAUGGAGUCUACGGUGAUUUACAACAAAAUAAUAUCAUGCUGAAUUGUUUGCUUGAAGAUUGGGAAAAGAAAUUAUGUGAUAUUUACCAGCGACAUGUCAUUUUGACGUAUUUCUUAGGCGAUCAAUUAUGGCAAAUCGAAGAUUAUAUCUACAAUCGAUCAUCGUCUUCUCAUCCAGGCUAUCAUCUUCUUAAAUUCGUUGAUAUCGAUCCGAAUUCACUACCUUGCCCAUGUAAACAACGACAGGAACCUGAAGAUCGAUUAGCGAAUCUUGUACGUUGGCUUCCAAGACAGCAGGUGCUUCCGUUUCGAGAAGAAAAGGAUCCAAAGAUAAAAAAAUGUCUUCUUAUUGAAACAACUAACGAAGGAAUACUUCGUGCUAUUCUUUCUCUGUUUUCAUUCACAACAACUCCAGCUAAAGUUCAUCACAUCUUCUACUGUACUUCGCAUACUAACUGGAUGCAAAUUCGUGCUUUUAUCUAUCGUUGUUUCUAUUCACAAUCAUUACAUCAACUCAUUCGACCUGAGCUUCUCUCUCAAUCAAUACAGGAUCAAUUUAUUCAUUUACUACGUUCAUUGAUUGAUCAAAGACCUCAGCAUUUUUUUCAAAUGGGCAUUAUUACAACGACUGCAUCAACAGAACAACAAAUAAUCAAUGAACUUCAAUCGAUGGACGUUCUAAAGAUUUUUCGUGAUCAUGAAUUAUUAAAUUCAAAUGAUUUCGAUAAAGAAAUAAACGCAUUGAUUCGUGAAUGUACACUUGUAACAUCCAAACUAAGUGGUCUUGGAAAAUCGACUUUCAUUAGGCAAACUAUGAAAAAGUCAAAGAUGAACUACGUUAAAUUUCCUAUUUAUGGAGACUUAGAUAGUGACAUAUUGGCUGAACGACUAUGCUCAUUAUGUCCUGAACUUCAAACGGGAGCGCUUCAUCUUGAUAUUGGAACUGUCGAUAAUAGUCAACGGUUGAAUGAAAUUCUCUAUUGUCUUCUUCUGUUCAGAAGUUUCCGUUUUGGACAAAUAGCUGUUUCACUGCCAGCAGAAACUUGUAUCUUCAUUGAACUUGAUGCAUCACCUGAUUCUUCGCUUAUUGAAAUUCCAUUAUUUCAUCAUAUUAAAACAAUCGUUCAUAUUGACCACAUUGAUUGGACAAGUCUUAUUGUUGACAAUGUCGAAAUUCAGACGGUAGCGAAUUAUCUAGAUGCAAUCAAUAGGGAAGAUAUCGUGAACAACAAUGUGAAUCCUUCGAAUUUCAAAAAUUUCGAUCAAAUAACAUGUUCUACUCUUAUCCAAAAAGUAUUUCUCAAAAAUAAGAAAACAGACUUCACUACUUGGACUCAAUUGUCUAUUUUUAUAGCUGUAUUCUAUCGUCUAUUUACAGGUUUUUCACGGUGUAGUUAUUUCUUUCCUAAAUACCUUGAAAAUCCAAGAAUUCGAGCAAUACGAAUGGAUCUUAUUCAGACUCUUCUACAAUCAUCAAAUCAGUUUACUUCAUUUUCGGUAGAAGCUGUUCGCCAACAACAACGAUCGAUGACUACCAAGAAAAUGACAGAAUUUAGUGAUGCUAUUAUUCAUUGGGAAAAAAUGGAACCUUUCAUAUUCGUCUUCACAGACACGGAUGAUCCGAUCUUUGUUUAUAAGAAACCAGCUGAUGUACCUGCAGCACUUGUCCAAUAUUUCGAAGCCUACAAUAAAGUAUCAAAAGCAAGUAAACGUAUUAAAGAAAAAAACAUGUUUCCUGAUUAUACGAAACUUAGUCAUACUGAAAUUUUCAUUCGAUUAGCUUCUCUUUCACGAAAAUAUUUCAAUAAAGCUAUAUGUCCGACUUGUUUUCGACAGUAUGAAUUCAAAGAACAACAUUGUCAAGUAUGUUCAAUUAACAAUGUUCUUAUUCGACCGAAAACAUUCGAUGAUGCUGAUAUUUUGUCAUUCCAAACUGAUAUUGCUGAACGUUUACAAAAUGAGUAUGUUCUUACUCAAGAUAAUUUUAUCAAAAUGCUACUAAUCUACAUGAGAGUACAAUGUGGUAUACCUGUUCUAAUUAUGGGUGAGACAGGAUGUGGAAAGACAGCAUUGAUUCAAUUCUUAUGCCAAAAGAUUUUAGACGAAGAUCUCGAAGUUAUUCGUGUACAUGCAGGUUUCACAGCUAAGAAAAUCAUCAAAACAAUGCAGGUCUGUAUUACAAAAGCUGAAACAAGUGCCGAAAAAGGAAAACGUUUGUGGGUUUUUUUCGAUGAAUUUAAUACAACAACUAAUAUUGGCCUUCUCAAAGAAAUUAUGUGCGAGAAAACUCUUCUUGGUAAGUCAUUACCAUCAAACAUGAUCUUUUUAGGCGCUUGCAAUCCUCGUCGUAAAAAAACACUUAAAAUUAUGAUUAAUGAAGAUGAUGAUAUUGGAAUACGAAAAACGCGUUAUGAUAUCCAGAAGCUACUUGGUACUGGUCUGGAUCGAUGUCUUCUACAUACCGUCGUACCUAUUCCAGAAACAAUGCUUGAAUAUAUAUGGGAUUAUGGUUAUUUGAAUGAAUCAACUGAAACUGCUUAUAUUAAAACAAUGUUGAAUACAUGCCAUAAUCUCUCAUCAAAUCAACGGCUUUUUAAUCUAACCGUUACACUUCUCGUCCAUUCACACAUUCAUUUUCAGGAUCUAGAAGAUGCCAGUAGUGUGAGUUUACGUGAUAUUGCUCGUUUUUGUCGGUUGUAUAAUUGGUAUCUAGAUUUAUUGAAUCAAAAUGUCUCUCCAAAUUUACGUAAAAGUGAAUAUAAUUAUUUUCUUCAUCGGGCGACUUUUAUUGCAUUGUUACUGUGUUACUAUUUUCGAUUACGCUCUACUAAAUUAAAAACCGUCUACAUCAAUAAUAUAGAAUUGACGAUUAAAAAGUUAUAUCCAGAAUUUGGAGAUAGGCGUGACUAUUUGAUCAAAUACAUUCUUAAACAUGAACAAGAGAAGUUAAUUGAUAAAAAGAUGGAGUUACCGGAAGGUAUAUCACUGAACCGUGCACUACGCGAUAAUAUAUUCGUUCUUUUUGCUUGCAUUAUUAAUCGUAUUCCAUUGUUUAUGUGCGGUAAACCUGGUAGCAGUAAAUCAUCGGCAGUUCAAAUAUUAAUCAACAAUCUGAAAGGAAAAAUGUCAAAAGAUUCAUACUUUCAAACAUUGCCUGAAUUAGUUACUGUCUCUUUUCAAGGUUCACAAAGUUGCACAUCAGAAAGUAUUAUUCAAGUUUUUGAACGUGCUAAUAAUUAUGCUCGUGUCAAAAAUUGUUCUGAACUAUUGCCUGUGAUUGUUUUCGAUGAAAUUGGUCUUGCCGAACUUUCUCCACACAAUCCACUCAAAGUACUACAUGCUGAACUUGAAGUUGAAAAUAAUAAAUACGGAUUCGUUGGUAUUUCGAAUUGGCGACUUGAUGCUUCGAAAAUGAAUCGUGCUCUAUAUCUAUCGACUCCUGAUUCAGAUGUGAAAGACCUUCGGCUUAUUGGUAAAACCAUAGUGGAAAGUAUGCAACAACAAGCUAAAAGACGAUUCAUUCACUUUAAUCCAAUCAUUAUCAAUGGUCUUGCUGAAGCUUAUUACGAUUUGUACGAUAAUUUGCGUGAUGCUCCACCUGAUCAAAAAAACUAUUUUGGUCUUCGAGAUUACUAUUGUCUUAUCAAAAGUAUUGUUCGUAAUUUAAUGGAAACGAAUGAAAAAACAGAUAUCUAUGAAAUAAUUCGACGACAAUUGAAAGUCAAUUUCGAUGGCACUCUCGAUGGUUCGCUGCUUUUAUGGCAACACUUUUGUCAGUAUAUCAAUAGAAACCAUCUCUUCAACGAUUAUGCUUGUCCAUCAUUCAAUAGUCUUCUUGAUCAGGCGUUGAAAAAUCGAUCUAGUCGAUAUUUAAUGCUGAUUGGUGACUGUGAGAGUACUAUUGAUUAUGUCGAACGUUUCAUUAAUGUUCAUCAACGAAAACAUAAUAUAGAAGUACAUACUAUUGUAGGUAGUUCUUUUUCGGGUGAUCUACAUCAAGGCAACACCUAUUCCAAACAAUAUAACUAUCGAGUCCUGAUGGAUACUAUUCUUUAUAGUGAAACAAAUAUAACAUUAAUGAUGCGUCAAAUGGGACAUCUUUAUGAUAAUCUCUACGAUCUUUUUAAUCAAAAUUUUGCUUUUUCAGGACGACAAAAAUAUUGUCGCAUUGCUUUGGGUGCUCUCUAUCAUCCUCGUUGUUUGAUACAUGAUAAUUUUUAUUGUAUUGUUUUUAUUCAUAAACGUGAUAUCGACAAAUGUGAUCCUCCAUUUCUCAAUCGUUUCGAAAAACAUGUUAUUGAGAUUCAAGCUUUAAUUCAUGCUCGACAUCAAUCAAUAUACAAUGAUCUUGAUCUUUGGCUAAAUAAUUUUUUUCCAAAAAAAAGUGGACAACAUUUUCUACGUCUACAACAUUUAUUUGUUGAUUACAGUCAAGAUCGAAUAUUCUUUUUAAUCAUGGAAAUCUUUGAACAACUCGAUAUUUCGAUCGAUGGUCAAGACACCGAUGAAAUCCGCCAAGAAAUUAUCAAACAUUGUCAAGCAAAAUUAAUGCGUACUAGUUCAUUCGAUUUACCCUUAGUACUUUCAUUGCAACCAACCGACGAAAAUCAAACAUUGAUCGAUCAAUAUUAUGAUAUUCAUCGAUCAAUUACAUUCUCAGCACUUGUCCAACAAGCACUUGAAAGCAACAAUAUUUCGCCACAGAUUAUUUACACUUAUACACAAAUCUUUCAUCAAAUCAAUACACUACCGAAUGGCGUUGAAGAAAUCAAAUUAAGUGCUUUCAAGACAGAACUUGAACUGAAAAAUAAAAUCAAACAUCAUUAUCAACGAUCAAACACUAUUCGUCUACUUUUGAUUCGUGUCGAUUAUCAUAAUGAGCAUCAACAUAUUCUCUCAUUAAAACAUGUUCUACUGAAUGAAAGUCUAUCACAAAGUGAUCGAGGUGUAUGGCUUAUAUUUCAUUUACAACGUAAUUUACUCAAUCAAACUUCGAAUGAUAUUUUGUUUAGUGACUGGUCUACUGAUAUGAUUGAUGAUCUUAAUGAUCGUGUACUAUUUUCGAAACAGUUAGUUUUAACUUCUUCGUAUCGUGAUCUUGUUCUUCAAUUAGAAUGUCUUCUAUCCGAUAGCAUAUUCGACGAUCUGAUUAAUCGAUGUCUGUCGAAAUUUCGUUAUAUUGCAACGAGAAAAACCGAUGAAAAACUCAUUAAUGUAAGACGCAAUACGAUAUUCGAAGAAAUAACUCGUCAUUCGGAUGACACAACAAGAAAGGACAUUCAUCUCCGUUCGAUUAUGCAUGAAAAUUUGAUUGAAUUAAUUCGUAAAAAUGAAAAAAUUGAUAAAAAAGAUUUUACUGAUUGGCGAUCGGAUCUAUUGACUAAUAGUAAAAUAAUGGCUGGUUCUCGUUCGCUUCAAGAUGCUUUCCAAACAAUUGUUUCCCUAUAUUUCGAAGCACAUCUUUUGCUUCUCUUGGCACAUCUUGAAAAACAUAAUCUUUUCGAUGCGUAUCGUUUUCUUUCAACUAUCAGCGAUAAAAACAUUGAAGAAAAUCUAUCCAAACUCUGGAUACAUUGUUUAAUGUCAUCAAUGAAAACAAUCGAUUUAACCAUGAGGAAUCAUGAUAUAAUCGAUAUUAAACUUGUUGUUGAUUUGAAAUUACCUUGUGCAGCAUCUGAAUACGAACAUAUUCAAUUAAUUCGUCAGAAAAUUCGAGAACUACAAAAUAUAAACAACGAUUAUACACAUUUUCUCGAUUAUGCCAUCAAGCAAAUACUUACGACAAGUUCGUAUGGAGAAGAUUUUAUGCAACUUGUUCUGAAUAAUCAACAAUACUUUGAAUUUUACUUAUACGAUCAAAUAGCGAUACAUCUCAUAGAAACAAAUACUAAUCUUUCAUCGAAAUUUGUUUUUAAUCUAAUUACAAGUAAUCCAACUCGUUCAUUUGAACAAUAUAUUCAAUUAUUUCUUGCACAUACGGAACUAUUAGACAUAAUUCGUUUAUUCGAUGCUAGUUUACAAUUGAUUCGUGAAGAAGAAAUUCUUAAAGAAAUUCAAAAACAAUUAGUUGUUCAACCUACUGGCGAAAUUAGAUCAUCUAAGUUUUAUACAUUGGUAAUAAAGAAUGAACAAUUCUAUCAACUUCCACCAUUGAAAACAACGAUUGAAGAUGAUUGUACAUUUAAAUGUCAAGGUGAUCCAAUGAUUGAAACGAGUCUAAUGAAUUUAAUUGAAUUAAUUCUAUCACCAUCGAUUAUUAAUCGAGUCAAUAAUAUUCAACAACUCAUAACAACAUAUAGUUUGAUUGCACAAUAUAUUCGUGAUCUCGAAUCGUAUCAAGUGAAUAAUCUUGAAAAACUUCGUUCAUCCCUUAGUUUCAUUAGUUGUCUUGCUGUUUUACUAUCGGAUAAAGCUUUUGAUAUCUUCAAACAAGGAUUCAAUGCAAAAUUUGAUUCAUGUCAAUCAAUUCAUCAAUAUGUUAUUCAACUACGCAAUAUAAUUCGAGAGCAAGGAUCGACUGUCAAUGAUAUUAUUAUUCGUCAAACAUUAAUUAAACUUGAAAUCGAACUCAUAAAAGAUUGGUUAGCAGAUAAUGAAGAUUCGUAUGGUGAAGUUUUAAGUUUAUUGAAUGAAAACGAUAAUGAUCUUUGGCAAUAUUCAGCAAAAAUUUUUAAUUUUAUUCAUUAUAAAUUUGACUUAAUAUCAGUAUUGAAAGAAUAUCAUGGAAGACUUCCAUUGGAUGAAAAAUUCGAACAAUUUAAUCAUUCAUUGGACAUCAUCGAUCAUGUUUCACAUAAAGUAGAACGAUUAUUAGUCAAUCAAAUUCAUAUGCAUUUGAUGUAUCGAACUUCUGACAAUGAAAUCGAUCAACAGCUUACUGAUCAUUACGAACAUUUUGAACAAAAUCUUUAUAUGAUGCAAAAUAUGAAAACAACAGUCAAUUUUCAAUGGAUCUCCGUUGUCGCUUGGUUGAAAUAUUAUGCUCAAAUCUAUGCAUUUGCUUUAAAUAAUGAGAGCCAAAAUUAUAUCAUGCCAAGAAUAGACCAACUUUUAACCAAUGCUGACUCGCCAUUUGGUUCAACACUGAAAUUAUUCAUUUUUAAACAACUUCUACAAACUUCAGGACGUAGUCUGGAUGAUUUGCGUGAUAACUUUGUUUAUCGUAACCUUAUUUGGAUCAAAGAUUUUCUUCAACGACCACAAGAUCAAGAAGCACAAAAUAUUAGACAAAAUCUUAUUUUGCCUAUUCCAUUGUUCGAAAGUCGAGAACAAUUUCAACGAGUCAGUAAAACUCUCCAUUCAGAUAACAACAUUGAUGAUCUACGACAGUUAAUUCGUGAGUGCAGUAUGUCACAACAACUCAGUUAUGCUUUUUUGUGUUGGUUCAUUCAAUAUUAUUGUCGUUUUAUCCAAGUUAACAGCAAAACCGAAGACAGAGUUAUUCAUUUGAUCCUAAAUGAUUUAAAUCAAGAAAUUAUGGAUUCCUUUACACCCUUCGGUUGGAAAUUAGUUAUUUUUUUGAGCUUGAAUUUCUGGGAUGCUUCCUAUUUUCAUCUUGAUCCAACCAUGUCAGCAAAUGAUAUUCAUAAACGUUUACUUGCUCUCAAUAUUAUCGCUGUAUUGAUCUCUCUUAAAUCACAACGUCAAAUGAGUUUAUUUGGAAGUUUUCUAUUCAAUGAUCAACGAGAAAUACCUACUGACUGUAUACAACAUAUUUCGAAUCUUUACUUACCUGGUCUCAUGAUUAGCAAUCCUGUCAUCACACAAAUGAUUCAUGUACGAGCACAAGUUCAAGAUCAUUUAAAACGAGGAGUUAUUCAUGAUGGAGAAAACUUCAUUGUUAAAUGUUCACGAGAGUGUCCUUGGAUAUUUUAUCUUCAAGAUUGCAAUAUUCGUAAUGAUCCAAAUAUUUGUCCACAAUGUCGAAAACCAAUUGGUAUCACUGAAAAUAAUGUUCUUAUCGAGCGUGAUCCUCCUCAAAUUCAAAUGUCCAUCGAUGAAACCUUCCAAAUGAUCGAUCAAUAUAAUAAGAUAGCUCGUCUUGGAUAUCACAAUCUUACAACAGCGGAAGAGAGUGCGUUCGAUGAAAAACCUCAUCAUUUAAGUCGAUCUGUAUCUUUUCGUUUUUUACAUUUUCUCACACAUGCUCUACUGCUUUCCUUGCGUGAACUCAAUUAUUUAGCUGAUGAAGAUAUUAAACAAAGUCUCCACUUGUCAACAGCAACACAUUUUCGCGAUCAUUUUGAACACGACUACGAAAUUCUCUCUCAAACAUUUACAAAUGAUCAGCAAUGUUGUAUUUGGCUUCACAAACUUCUCAAUCAUCUUGUCAAUGAUGAGUUUGUUCAAGAAGGUUUAAUGAAAGCCAACGAAGAUGUUUUACAAUUCGAGCGCAUGAUUGAAGAAAGACUCAUAUUUCCACAUAUGAUUUCAGUAACUAAUGAAAUUGUUGAAUAUAAACAAGCUUAUGCUUAUUUCUUUCACGAAUCUAACGCUCAACCAUCAGUAGACAGUUUCAUUGGUGAAGUUUUUGAAGAUGAACAACAAUACCCAUUGUUAAGCGUUUUUAAUGUAACUACAUUUUAUAAAUUGGAUCCUUUGAAUGAAUUUAUCUUUAAAAUACAAGCAAUUCCAUAUACUGAAAAUACAUAUCCAAUUACGACAUUUAUUCUCAAACGUCUCGACGAUUAUAUUAAUAUUCAACAUAUGUAUCCGAUUAUUGCUUUUACCAAUUAUCUUAUUGAAAAAUUGAAUUAUCGAAUCCAUCGGAAUGAUGCAAAUGAAAAGAAAAUUCUUUAUUAUUUAACGAAAGACAAAGAUCAACAUAGAACUAAUCAACUUUAUAAUGAUUUUCUAAAUGCUUGGUAUGCAAUAAAUUUGAAAGAAGUUCAUCAUGGCAACCAAACAAUAAAAUUCGAAAAGACUACUUCGAAAGAGAAAUUCGCUGAAAGUACCAGUAUUAAUGCACUUCUAUUGAAUACAUCAAGCGAUGAAAGUAGUCUUCUUCUUAUUGCAUGUCUUAAAACACUUGCCGAAUUACAAAAUGAAAUUGUCAAUUAUUUUCAUGAUACUAUUAAAGACGACGUUAGAAAAGAGACUGAACGAAAACGUCUUCCACUUCAAUCUAUUCGACCGGAACAUAUUUUUAAUCUUGAUCGAAAUCGUUUGAAUCAAAAGUUAAUUGAUGAUUGUCUUGUUCUUAAUUAUCAAUAUGGACAAGGUAGAGAUAUUAUGUAUGAUUAUGAAGAAAUCGAAAUAUACCUCCGAAAUAAGAUCAGUUCGCUAAUGUUGAUUGAUACAGAUCGAUUAUAUUGUCUCAAUUAUCAAUUUGAAUCGUACGGAGAAAAUACAUCGUUAAUCAAUGAUGUUCGUGCUCGAAUCAAACAACAACGACUAUCCAAUGAUGAUCGAAUUAAAUUACAAAGUCUCAUUGUCGGCAUGAAUAAUGAUGAUAUGCUCAAUUAUCUUGGUUCACUCGAUUAUGUUUUUACCUAUCUAAGAACAAGUAUACUAGACAGUGCAUCAGAGAGAAUACCAAUUGAAAAAUUCGUUAAACAUUAUAUACAUCGGCAUACUUAUUUAAACGAUACAAUUCUCUAUCAACCACCAUUUUCUACCAUUCAAUUACCAUAUAUUAUUGAUUUAUAUGAAAUGAUUGAAGAAAAUGUUUUCGAUCGAGUUUUACGUGCUUAUGUUAAAAAUGAACUUCAGGAAACAACAUUUUCACAUGAUGAGAGACAACGCAUAUUCGAAGAAUUUUCACAUGAAACAUUUCAGAAACAAACUAUUUCUCCUUUAUUGAAAAAUAUUAAUAGUUGGAUUUCCAUGUUCAAACAUUUAAUGAUACGCAUUCUGAGUGUUAAUAUAAACCUUAAUCAACCAUUACAAUCAUAUCUUAAACAAACAGAUCUAUGGAGUGAUUAUAUCACUGCUGCUGAUCUAGCAACUUUUCAAGUUCCUAAGCAUAUAUUACUUCAACAUACCUACGCGAUCCUAUGUGCUUCAGAACGGGAGCAACACAAGAGCAAUGGAGUUCGAUUGUCGCAGAAUAAAGUAUCAACGUCAACUACUGACGAACAACAUCGAAAUGUUCAUGAUCAGCAGGCUAAAACCACUAAACCGAUUCCCAACACAAGAGUGAUCAGGGACAAGAAUAAAAAAAUUCGUACAUGA